AUGUUCUACUUGAACCCAGAUUGCACGAAGUUAGCGAAAUGUACUCAUUUGCAAACAAAUUUGGUUUUUCCGAAGACUCACCUGGAACCAACCCGAAUCACUCGUUUAGGAUGUUUCCAAGCAACUGAAUGUGCUGCGAUGGGCCACCUCUCUCCACUGAUGGUGGACUACAAUGAGGAUAACAUCCAUGGAGCAGCAUUUUGGCUGCUACACGUGUUCCAUGAUUGUCCGUGGACUUGGAGUGCUUGGCUGACCCCUUGCCCCCUGCGCGCGCGCGAGUCUGUGUGUCUUGACUGGGUUCGGUUUGCCUUUAUCGCAUAUCCAAAGGCUGUGCCGGGAUUCGAACCCCUGAUAUCUGGCAUGCGAGGCGAGCGUGUAACCACUACUCUCACAAUAGACAACUUUACCCCUUUGCAAAUCCAUUUGGUUUCCACGAAAGACUCAAUUGAAUCUCUCGUUUAUGAUAUUCUACAACUGAAUGUGCUGCACAAAGGCCUCCUCAUGAUUCAGUUGGCACGAUAUUCGAGAUAUCGCAGUCGUCAACCAGAGUCACGAGAGUGCCAGCGGAAGGAACGACCACAGCCUUGUUGUUGUCCGCUUGCUGUUGAGGAGCUUGACACUUCGCUGAGCCGACGUCGAUUGUCCGCACCGUCUAGUGAGCGUAGCAACCACUCAUGUGCUGACGCGCCCACGUAUACACAAACGGACCCACAUAUAGGGAAAUCGAAUACAGUCAGCACACUCAGAAUCGCGCGCGCGCAGGGAGCACGAAGUCAACUUCUCCACGAGUCCACGGACAAUUAUGGAACACGUGUAGCAGUCGCACUGCGGAGAAAAACACGUUCCCGCCAUCCGGACUUUCACCAAGGGACUCUCACCGACGAUAAAAAACUACUCACAAGGUUGCUGAAAACUCUUCGACAGCCCACGACCGGUUUUCGCCCUUCUUGGGGCUCAUCAGGUAGGCGCAGUCCCCGUGUUUCCGUCAACCUUAUGUUCUACUUGAAGCCAAAUUGGACUGUUUUCGAGAAAUACACUCAUUCGUGCAUGAUAGUUACUUGGUCUGUUACGAAUGGUCCAGUAAGACGGGGAAACAGCGGGGAUAUGCGUCAGGCCCUACAUGCCAUCGGUUGUGAUAUCGACUUUUUGGUUCACCAACCGGUGAUCAUCUCCUAUCGAGGGAUCUGCUUUCCUCAAUCCGCUAAGGCUGUUAUUGGACUGGGACUUCCUAAGGUCACAGUCAGGGACUUGUGUUUGCUUGCCAUUGUGGGCUCCCUGCGUACUUAUGACACUUUUAUGCGUGGCACAUGGAGCUGA
Messenger RNA from Opisthorchis viverrini, 1317 nucleotides. RefSeq lists its product as hypothetical. The transcript is spliced from 8 exons. The coding region runs from base 1 to 1317 and encodes 438 amino acids. The record is from RefSeq and is a predicted model, not a curated record. Lineage: Eukaryota; Metazoa; Platyhelminthes; Trematoda; Opisthorchiida; Opisthorchiidae.